Molecule: messenger RNA, 1826 nt
Organism: Vigna unguiculata (cowpea)
Lineage: Eukaryota; Viridiplantae; Streptophyta; Magnoliopsida; Fabales; Fabaceae
Product: P-loop containing nucleoside triphosphate hydrolases superfamily protein
Cellular component (GO): mitochondrial outer membrane
Molecular function (GO): ATP binding; ATP hydrolysis activity
Source: RefSeq, a predicted model, not a curated record
AUUCUUGACUUUUCUUUCUUACUUUGUUUCUGUUCGAAUUUGAGUUUGAGAACCCUUGUUCAUUGUUCCUCGCCACAAUUACAGAGAGUGAAAGAAGAAGGAAUUUUGAUGAUAAACUGAUAUUAUUGUAUCAUAAAUUGGAAUUUUGAUUUUGAUUGUUGAAAGAAGAAUGGGAGGUUCAUCGGAGACGAAGUUCCUGCAAGACCUGUUGUUGUACGCUGCGAGCGCGGCGUUGAGUUGCUUGGUGUUGUUCGCGGGACUCAGACACCUCGAUCCUAAUCGCGAAGCUUCCAAGAAGGUUCUUGAGCACAAGAAAGAGAUUGCAAAGCGUCUCGGUCGCCCCCUCAUUCAGACUAACCCUUAUGAGGAUGUUAUAGCCUGUGAUGUUAUAAAUCCUGACCACAUUGAUGUGGAGUUCAAUUCUAUUGGGGGACUGGAAACAAUCAAGCAAGCUUUGUUUGAGCUUGUUAUUCUGCCUCUAAAAAGACCAGAUUUGUUUUCACAUGGUAAGCUUCUUGGACCACAAAAGGGGGUUCUGUUGUAUGGACCCCCUGGCACUGGAAAAACCAUGCUUGCCAAAGCUAUUGCUAAGGAGUCGGGAGCAGUUUUUAUCAAUGUGAGGAUAUCAAACCUUAUGAGCAAGUGGUUUGGAGAUGCCCAAAAGCUUGUGGCUGCUGUAUUUAGCCUGGCUUAUAAGCUUCAGCCUGCCAUCAUUUUCAUUGAUGAAGUAGACAGUUUUUUGGGUCAACGCCGUACAACAGAUCAUGAGGCUUUGUUAAACAUGAAAACUGAGUUCAUGGCUCUGUGGGACGGGUUUACUACAGAUCAGAAUGCUCGAGUUAUGGUUCUUGCAGCGACAAACCGUCCUUCAGAACUUGAUGAAGCAAUACUACGGCGUCUUCCUCAAGCCUUUGAAAUCGGAAUUCCCGACCAAAGGGAGAGGACUGAAAUAUUGAAGGUUAUCUUAAAGGGUGAGAGGGUUGAAGACAACAUAGAGUUUGGUCAUAUAGCGGACUUGUGUGAGGGUUACACUGGUUCAGAUCUAUUUGAUCUUUGCAAGAAAGCUGCCUAUUUUCCUAUUAGAGAACUACUGGAUGAAGAGAAGAAAGGAAAACGAUCUCCUGCACCUAGACCUUUGUCCCAGUUAGAUUUGGAGAAGGCCCUUGCCACUUCACAGAAGACAAAGGUUGCUGCAAGUGAAUACGCUGGAUUCAGCCUUCAGUCACCUUCAAGAUGGUCGGUGCCUGGUGAGUCAGGUGUCAGAUCCGUCAACAUUGUAUAAUAAACCAAACAUACAAAAGAAGGGAUUAAAAAAUUCCCAUCUGGCCCGAGCAGUUAGGUGGACUCAAGACUAAGCUUAAGACUGAUCAGGACGGUGCAGUGCGUAUCAAGUUGUUGCCAACAGCCAUCAAUUAUUGAGACCUCGGAGAAAUAACUGGCAUUGGAGUGGGUUCAGCAGGGUUAUAAUUUUAAGCAGUGGGUCACUUAUCAUCGUUGUGCUUUUGUUGUCUUUCUGGUCCACCCGCAUAUGCUGAUGAUUAAUUCAAACCCUUGAAAGUUGCGAGUUCUUCCCAUCACAUUCAUUCAUUGUGUAGUCAGGACCACAAAUUUGUACUUUUUUUUUUCCCUCUCAAACAUGGUUUCUACAGUGUAGACAGGACCACUACGUGGGGGGCGUAUCUCCCUCACUUUGUUCCGGCUGAUGCCUGCCUCGUGCUUCCAUCAUUACACAACCACUUUUUAUGUUUGAGGGGAAAAGCUAAAGCCAAACAUCCAAUAAAUGUAAUGUAACAGAGUAAUAAAAUAUAGUACACAAUUCAUCGCCA